Messenger RNA from Drosophila montana, 972 nucleotides. It is a transcript of the gene Or94b, whose product is annotated as Odorant receptor 94b. The record is from RefSeq and is a predicted model, not a curated record. Lineage: Eukaryota; Metazoa; Arthropoda; Insecta; Diptera; Drosophilidae. Gene Ontology annotation, molecular function: odorant binding; olfactory receptor activity. Gene Ontology annotation, cellular component: plasma membrane. Gene Ontology annotation, biological process: detection of chemical stimulus involved in sensory perception of smell; sensory perception of smell. The transcript has 2 exons. Bases 1 to 951 code for a protein of 316 amino acids.
AUGGAACAGGCCGGCAAUGUUUUGUAUAUGUCACUGACAGAGUUGGUUGUAAUCAUAAAGGUCAUCAACAUUUGGUACAGGGGCGAACAGGCCUUGCAAUUAAUGGAUGAGCUAGAAAAACAUGGACACUACAAACUGCUAAGUGGAGAAGUCGAGUUCUGGCGCCACGAACAGAGCCAUUUUAAGCGAAUUUUCUACUGUUAUGUUGGAGGAAGUUUUCUUGUAGCUUGUCAAGGCUACAUCAGCGUGCUCUACCAGGAGGCAUACGAACUUCCAUUCAGUUUUUACGUUCCCUUCGAGUGGCAUAGCCCGCAGGGCUACUUUUAUGCCUGGAGCUACAACGUGAUGGCCAUGUCACUGUGCUGCCUUUCCAAUUGCCUCCUGGACACGAUGGGCUGCUACUUUAUGUUUCAUAUUGCUUUGCUUUACCGCAUUAUAGGUCGACGAUUCCUUGCAUUGCAGGAAGCACCCGAAGAGAAGGCUCUCCCAGAAUUGCGACGCAUCUUUCAGCUUCACAACCGAGUGCGCAUCCUGACAAAGCAGUGCCAGCUGUUGGUUUCACCAUACGUCCUCUCCCAAGUUGUGUUCAGCGCCUUUAUCAUCUGCUUUAGUGUAUACCGCCUUGUACAAAUGGGCUGGCAACGAAAUCCGGGUGUGUUUCUGACCACUGUGCAGUUUGUCGCAAUGAUGAUCGUUCAGAUAUUUUUGCCCUGUUAUUACGGCAACGAGCUAACCGUGUGUGCUAAUGAGCUUACAAAUAGCGUGUUUAACACGAAUUGGUUGGAGUAUUCUGUAACCACUCGCAAGGUUCUCAGCUGCUACAUGGAGUUUCUAAAACGACCUGUAAAGUUGCGUGCGGGAGUAUUUUUUGAGAUCGGACUACCAAUAUUUAUGAAGACCAUCAAUAAUGCGUACAGCUUUUUGGCUUUGCUCAUAAAUUUGUCAAAAUAGACCAAGGGUACCAGAACUAAC